Messenger RNA from Dreissena polymorpha, 7976 nucleotides. RefSeq names its product ankyrin and armadillo repeat-containing protein-like. The transcript is spliced from 8 exons. Gene Ontology annotation, molecular function: protein binding. The record is from RefSeq and is a predicted model, not a curated record. NCBI's taxonomy places the organism in Eukaryota, Metazoa, Mollusca, Bivalvia, Myida, Dreissenidae. The coding region runs from base 177 to 2762 and encodes 861 amino acids.
UGGUCGUCUAACAUAGCACCUGUCUGUAAGUGUAAACAUAGCGUGUGGAUAUGUGAUAAAUAAUCAGCCCUCAAAUGAUUUAGGGUCCAUGCGUCACCAUGUGGUAACUGUAGUAGACCCUCAGUUCCUUAAAAUUUUGCCUGAAGUGCCAAACAAGUUGUGAACUUUACCUCACCAUGGAAGGAGAUUUUGAUGAGAAUGGCUGGGCCCACAUCCACGUUGCGGCUAACAGGGGCUUCACCAAAUCAAUUGAACGCUUUGUUCAUGCUGACCUUGAUCAGCUGGAGCUCAAAACAAAUGAUGAUGUUGGUUCAACCCCUUUCCUGAUAGCAGUUUUAAGUGGUAAUAUUGAUUCUAUACAGUGCUUAAUUAAUCUUGGCGCAAAGGUUAAUGCCAUUAAUAAUCACAAUCAUGGAGCAGUUGAGAUAUGUGCGACAAAAGGUUACAUUCCAAUUCUUCAAUAUUUCAUAAAGGCAAAGUUUGAUCUGCUGCCAGUUUGGAAGAAUUUGUUAAAAUUUCUUUCCUCGGAAUCAGAAGAAGAGGCAGAAGCAGCCGGGAAAUGCCUGCAAACUCUUACACUGCCUUCAGAUGAAGGUGUUAUAAAUCCAUACUGGGAAGAGCUGUAUAAGAACGGCUGCAUUCCAACAAUUGUCAAAGUAGCCAAGAGUACUCUUGCUGAUGACUCUAAAGUCCAUGCUUUCCAUGUGUUGUUAAACAUUUUACAGAAGCAGGAAGUGAAGGAGCAACUUUUUAGCUCCGGGGGUAUACCUGCAUUUGUGAGAUUACUCAAAUCAUCAUGCAAUACGGCCAUCCAACUCUCUGCUCAAAUUUUAAAGGAGAUGGCAACAUUGAAAGAGUAUGCUGACAACAUGGUUCAGAACAGUGCUAUUCCAUCCCUAUUAAAAGUCAUGCAGACAGUGAAGGAACAGGAAGUUCUCAUAGAAGCUGUUGACUGUCUUGGAAAUAUUGCCAUGGCAAACCCAUCCCAUCAGAGCCAAGUAGGACAGCUGCCUGGCUCUCUGCAGACGAUCACUGAUUUGUACAAAGAUCAAAAAGACAAGGGACUCUUGUUUUCAUUGAAUAAAGCUAUAGGGAAGAUAGCCAACAAAAAUGUUAGCAACCAGAACACAAUUGUGGAGUUAGGGGCUGCAUCAUACGUUGUGGUUCUAUGUCGGACAAAAAACAAAGACUUGCAGUUGAGUUCAGUGGAGGCAAUACACAGGUUAGCUGAGGAUAACUCCAAGACUCAGAGGGUGAUACUGUCUGCAAGAGCCCAAGACCAUCUCAUGCAACUGUUAAAGAAAACACGAGUUGAAACCUUACAAGAGAAAACAGCAAUGGCCUUGUGGGCCUUAGCUGGAGACAGUUUAGAUGAAAAAAGAAAAAUGGCAGAAAAAAUGGAGGUUUCUUUGCUAAUUGAAUUUGUGAACAGUCUAACAGAAAACUUACAUUUCAUAGGAUCUGAAGGCUUAGGUGUGCUUGCUCAAGGACCUCUGAACUCUCAGACCCAGAUUGCAGAUGCGAAUGGCAUCCAUCCGUUGGUUCGCUUGCUGAGGUCGGAUAAGGAGCAUAUUGUGCUAAGUGUUAUACGGACCCUGAGAUACCUGUGUGUCGGCGUGGGCUAUGUGCCACACUGCAAGAACCAGAACACUAUCUCGCAGUCUCGCGGGAUCAAGUUCCUUAUUGCUCUGAUGGUGCAUUCGAAGGAAGAGAUGAUCCAAGUGGAGUCAGCUGUCACACUGGGUUGUGUGUCCCUGGGCAAUCAAAACAUUCUCGAAGAGAUUAAUGGGACAAUAGACUUCAGCUAUGUGAGAAUUCUGAAGAUGAUGUACGCGCAGGACGACGUGGUGCGACUGCUUGCAGGUUCAGCCUUGGCUGCCUUUGCAUACAACAACAUCAGCCAACAGAAAGAGAUUGCAGAGCAGGGCGGGGUCAGAUUCAGCUGCUUCGUUCCAUUCCUGCAGUCUUCUGACGAGUAUUACAGGUGCAAUGCAGCCUUUCAGGUGGUGGUACUGUCUCGAAUAAUACCGGAUGAAGAGCAAGCGUUGUCGUCGGCGACAGGUAUCAAACUCCUGGUGGACCUUCUGCAGGACUCCCAGUCUGACCAGAUAUUGGCGCUAGCAGCUGAUUGUAUAGCCAGACUCGCGCACACUAGAGCUGGUGUGCCGUCUGCAAUAAUUGCCAUCAAGGCUAUAGACUACCUGACAAAGCUGCUGCUAUCUGAGGCGGAACAAGUUCGAGGCUGCGCGGCCAUCGCCCUUGGUUACCUGUCUCAUAACCACGCUGCUGAGAGACAGCUCCUAAACAAAUGCAGAACCGACCAGGUCCUGAUGAAGAUUUUGAAGCAUUAUACAAAGAACAAGGUGUCCCGGUCCUUCAUUGAAGGAUGGAAACACUACAAGAAAAUAGGCCUCCCACCCAUAAGCGAGGGAAGGAACAAUCUGGUAAGCAUGCAAACUGAUGACGAGGGACCCCCAUCAACUCCCGUCAGUGGAAUUAGCCUCGUAGACUCGAGCUCAAAAGGCAGCAAUCUAAGAACGUCUUCAUCAAACCUGAACCUUGAAGAGGCACCAUUGACUGACCGAACUUCAAGGAUGUCACAGCGUUCUCGAGCCCGCAGUACCAGUCAGCUGUCCCUUGUGGAUGGGGAUGCAGCAAGAACCAGUCAGGCCAGCAGGCACUCCAUCAUACAGACUGAACUACAAGUACCUGCUAUUGAUGUCUCCAUGCAAGGGGAGGUGACUGGAACAGCCGAGGCAUAAAAACAGGGGAGCGAGUGCAGUGGUAAUAGCCACAGAAGAAGACUCUAAGGACAGAAACAACAAAUGUGUCUUGUUCUGACAAAACUGGGCAUAAUGCAUGUGCGUAAAGUGUCAUCCCAGAUUAGCCUGUGCAGUCUGCACAGGCUAAUCUGGGACGACACUUUACGCACAUGAAUUAAGCCCAGUUUUCUCAGAACAAGACACAAAUUAUGAUUAGAGGAAGAGUAAUUUUAAAUGUUACUUUUUUUAAUUAUACUAUCAACUGAUAUAAAGAUAAUUUGGUGAGCAUUGAACAACUUUUUAGAGAAGAAACCUAAAAACUUGUAUUGACACAACCCAAAUGUGUUAACUUGUUUUCAUUCAUUUAUUUUUUAUAAUUGGAAAGAAUGGAACUAUUUUUAAGAGAACACAAUUGUUUACUUAAAACCUAUAAUAGCAGGCAGAUAUCACCAUCAGAAUGCAUGGAAAAUUAAGAUUAAGCAAAGUUGAAGCAAAACAUAUAUAACUCAGCAAACUUUUUAAAUAAAGGUUAGACGUUCACAAUAAAAGGAAGAGAGUAUAAAUGAUUUUCUAGUAUUAGUGUAUUUGCAUAUGUAUAUGUUUAUCAGACAAUUUAUUUCUUGGCGUCACAUAGCAUUCAAGACAAUGAAGACGGUUACAUUUAUCAAUCAAUUAUAUCCUAUAUAGUUAUACAUGCUUUAACACUUAGUUUUAAAGAUUAAUUAUAUUAAUUUAACAGUAACUAUUAUUAAAUGUAUGAGAAGGGUGUGAUGAAGAAUAACAUUAGCGAGAUAGUUUGAAGUGUAUUGUAUGAAAACUACAUUUUAGAAUUAAUUUUUUAGUUUGGCAUGCAAAUUACAGUUUACAGCUAUGUGAAAAUGUAGUACACAAAAACUAGUAAUAUUAUACCGAUAAGGUUUUAAUGAAAUGAUGCCAAGUUUUAUACUUUUGGACUUAAGAAUGAGGAUUCACCAUGGACAUUACUACUUGUGGAAUUGGAUGUGUCAUUGGGUAUAUAUUUAUUGUCCUUACUGGGACACCCUCAUUUUCCUAUAUUGACUUCGCUGUAAAAAGGGUAUUGUUGAGAUUCAGGAAGUUAUAUCUUUGUUACAUGUGAAGAGAUCAGCGUAAUUUUUUACCAGGUUUCAGAAGGAAAAAACUGCUUAUUAGAUUGGUGACUGUUUGCAGGCGGGCGGAACAAUUCUAAUUGAGCUUGUCCGGGCCAUAACUAUGUUGUUCAUUGUGAGAUUUUAAAAUCAUUUGUCACAUUUGUUCACCAUCAUUGGACAGUGUGAUCAAUUCCUUCAAUAUUUAGUAUGUUUAUACCUCACAUUAACAUCUACACUUUAAUGGGGUCAAAGGUCAUGUUGGUCAAGGUCAGGGCUACAUUUGCUAUUCCUGUUAAAUGAUUGUGUCCUUAGCAAAGGGAAAUAAUUAGCAUACUUGAAUUAAUCUUUGGUUGUUUCCUCCCUUUUUAUUAUAAAUAUAUUUUUUUGAAAACCUGGUUUUGUGACAAUUUUGUCACUUUUCUAGUAUUGGAAAUUCAGCUUCAUUCCAUUUAAAUCAACCAUGCAAUAAACUGUACUUGAGGUACAUUCUUUAAGGGUUUUUAAAGGUUAUAGACUUAACACAUCUCAAAAUUAAAACCAUUAGUUUUAUUAUGAGUAAUUUGUAUGGUCCAAAAAACUUUUUGUGCAGUAUAGUAUGAGUAAUUUGUAUGGUCACCAAAACAUUUUUGGGCGGUAUAGUACGAGUAGUUUGUAUGGUCACCAAAACAUUUUUAGACCGUAUUAAAACUAGUUAAAACUUUGUUCACAAGUCUUGCCAUUUUUCUGUGCUUUUCCUGACUAUUACGAGUACUUGGUUUCAGCUGUAGAGGUUUUAACUUUGUAAAAGUGUAUGCUUUAAAUGAGACAGUCUUUCACUUGCAUGACCACAUUUAAAUCGUCAAAAGUCACCCCAAAAUGUCAAAGUUUAAUAUUGGCAAAGGAUGAAAAAACAAUUUUCCAUGACACAUGUUAAUGUCUAAACUCGGCAAUUAGUUAAUUGUAAAAGGUCAAUGUUGCACAAAUUCCAGUACACAAAUAUAAAUGCUCACACAUCCAGUACGAAAGUGAUCAUAGUAUCAUUAAUUCGUUUAUUCAGUCCCGAGCCCACUUAAACCUUAGGCCACAUUAAAUUAAGGAGAUGUUUGCUGGAUUUGACCCACUUUUAAAUCGUAAAGUGAAAAAUAUAUAAAUUUAUCCAGUGUCCAAUUCUCCCCGGAGCAAAUACUUUUUCACUUAGCGAUUUUUAUAUAUUUUUAGCUGCUUUUCAUGUCUGUACAUUCUAUAUAUUUUACAACAUGAGCAUUUUUUUAUUUUUUUUAACUUCAAAUAUUAAUUUUUUAUUUUCUCGUCUUUUUCCAGUAAAGUUCAUUUUGUUCUAAACAAGUCACUGCUUCAAAGCUUUUGAGCGUGGUUUUUUUUCAUGCUUUAUACUGGUCAAAUAACACUUGUAUAAGUGAAUCAAACACAAAGUGUUGCGCACAUCUUUAACAUGAACGUGUUUUAUGAAAGGAACAGUUUCCAAUAAACUUUAUUUUUAAUUAUAUAUUUCAUACAUGACAUGACACAACCAAUUAACAUGCCAUUAGUAAUUGACAAGACAUUUGCUUUGUGACACCGAUUAUUUUGUUUAGUUUAAAGGGACCUUUUCACGUUUUGGUAAUUUGACAAAAUUGAAAACAAUUGUUUCAAAUGUGCAAAUUUUUGUUGAAAGUAUGAUAUUUGCAAGGAAACAGUAAUACUGAAUGCUUACCAUGCUCUAAAAUAUCGAUUAUACAAAUAUUUUGACUAUUAAAAAACAUGUAAAUUAUAAAGCAUUACAAACUGGAAACAAUUGAAUUAUUUCGAGAUUUCUUUUGUUAUCAUAUAUUUUGUGACAUUAUAAGGAUUGCUGAUAUAAAGUAUAAAAUACUGUAUUCACUACAUGAGCAUGCAAGGAUGGCCUAGAAGUUUACGUGUUAGACUUUUACUCCGGGUGUCAGUGGUUUCAGCCCAGCUGAGGAUUACUUUUUAUGGCCCUGAAGGAGGGCAUAUAGUUAUGGCACUGUCUGUCUGUUCGUCUGUCACAUUUUGCUUUAGGUUUCGAAAAAUGCUCAUAACUUCUAUGUCGCUCCAGAUGUAACCUUCAUAUUUGGUAUUCAUGGGUAUAUGGACAAGGCCUUUCCAUACGCACAAACAGUUUGACUCCUGCGACCUUGACCUUUAACUUAGGGUUAGCGUUUAGGUUUGGAAAUCUGCGUUUAGGUUUCGAAAAAUACUCAUAACUAAAAUCAAAGCGUUUUUCGUGGACAUAUGUCAUCCGAUGGAGACAGAUCUUGUUUUUCUUUCUUUAAUUUUCUUCUUGUAUUGUACUUGAGCUAUUUAGUUCCAAUGUUUUCAUUCAUCAAUUUCAAGAAUUAAAUGACAAACUUCAAUACAUGCCAAAAUCUGUGAAAAGGUCCCUUUAAGAUUGACUUCAUGAUGACAAAUUAUUUACACAGUCAUGUCCAGUGUUACAAAUAUUUAAAUUCAAGUUUUAAAGUUGUAAUUCAAAUUUAUCUUUAUUUAGAGUAGUUUCAAACAGAGAUUUGAUAAUCAUAUUACAGAAAGUUAAUAAUACAUAAAGCAUACCGUAAUAAUGUAGACUUGUUUUGAUCAGUUUAUUUGCAUGGCUGACGUUUCCCAUAAACAAAUUGAUUAGUUUAGUGAAAACUUUAUCUAACAUUUGCUACAUACCUAUUAUACAUUAUGUAGAAUAAUAUGUAGAUUGUUUUUGUUUCUUUACUUGAAUUAUCAAUAUGUGCCAAGACUCUUAUGUUGAAAACAUUAAAAACACCUUUAGAAACAAACCAUCUAAGGUGUCAGGUAUUUGUUCAUUUUAAUGGUUGAAUUGUUUGCAAGUGUGGCAGUCAUGCAUGCAGUAUAUUUAAAAUAGGAUAUGAUUAAAGCAUUUGAAUAUUAUUUAAUACAAAUAAAUGAUAUUAACGCAAACUUAAGUGCAACAGAAGCUUCCAUUGUCUAACAAUAUUAAUUUACAACUCAAGUUAUUAUUUUAUUAGUGACAACUUAAUGUCUUGAACAAUAGACAAACUUAUUCCUAGCUUUGGCAUAAAUACAUCAGUAAAACAAGCAAGUUGACCACAUCCACUUUAAACAGAACUGAUUUAAAACUACUGAUUUUCAUCGUUAUCUUUACACCCUCCUUUAAAAAAAUGUGGGUAUACUGCAUUGCAUUUGUCCGUCUAUCUGUAGGUCUAUUGGACGUUUACGCCUGAUAUUAAGAGAAUGUUUUGAACAAUAAUGAUUAUUGCUAUGAUUGUUACUUGGAAAGACAGGAGGUUUACAGGUCAUAUGUCAAGGUCACAGAGACUUGUAAUUUGUUCCGGCUAGAUAUGCUGUCACCUAAGAUCUUGCAAGAUGGUUAAGUGGUAACUUCUGAGAAAGGGCAAACACCUAUUCAUUUUGAAGUCACCAGCUAAAAGGUAAAUGUAACAUGUCCUUCAUUCACGAAGUUAGUCUGGCUCUACUCUCUGAGAAUGAUUUGACAUGUCCAAUUUGUAUAUUGUAUAGUGAGAACAUGGGAGGUCAUGAAAAUACAGUUCGAUUUUUAGGUCACCAAGUAAAAGGUCAAGGUCACAUAAGCUUGUAUCAAGGGUGGGUUGCUUCAUGAGAUCUAGAGAAUACGUCACCUACUGAUCAUCUGAUUUGGUAUGCUGGUUACUGGGAUGGAAAACAAGAAGCCUAUGGGGGAAUUAAAAUUGAGAUAAGGUCAUGGGUCAAGGUCACAGGGGCUUUUUCUAGUUUAUAUAACUGUAAAUCUGUUAUAAGGAUCAUAUUAGUUAGUGCGCUGGUUAGUCUUGACGUCACAACAUCCCUUAUGAUUUUGAAAUCAAGACAUGUUAAGGUCAAUGCCACAUGAACAACUUAGCUGCAAGUCAGGGAACAUGCAUGCUUUACUAUCAUCUCUUUAUUAACUUUUUUCAGUAUAUUUUAUGCAUGUGAUUGCUUUAUAUUGUUUAAAUGAUUAUUAUAAAACAUGUGAUUUUUUUGCAAUCUAUAAAUCAGAGUAAUAUGUAUGUUAAGAGAUUUUGUUCAUGAGUUAACAAUUUAUUAGUGUAAUGUUAUUUUUUUCCUUUUUUGUGUCUGUUAUUGGACCAUUAUCCUGCCAAAUAAAUCUUAUUGUUACCAA